Messenger RNA from Hydractinia symbiolongicarpus, 1711 nucleotides. Its product is annotated as gamma-sarcoglycan-like. The coding region runs from base 511 to 1419 and encodes 302 amino acids. The record is from RefSeq and is a predicted model, not a curated record. NCBI's taxonomy places the organism in Eukaryota, Metazoa, Cnidaria, Hydrozoa, Anthoathecata, Hydractiniidae. Gene Ontology annotation, cellular component: sarcolemma; sarcoglycan complex. The transcript has 7 exons. Gene Ontology annotation, biological process: heart contraction; cardiac muscle tissue development.
CCAAACAUAUUAAUUAACAAAGUUGUCUGUGACAUACAUUUGAAUUUUUUUGGGAUUUAACAACUAUGUUCAAAACUUCUGGCAAAUACAUUGAUAAGGCAGAGCAUGUUUGUGUUUUAAAACGUUUAUUACUUUCUGCUAGUAUGUGUCUAAAAGAAUGGGAUGGAUUGGUCAGGAAGAAAUUCAAGAGUAUUGCGGUUUUGGAUUGCUUCCCCCUAGAAUCUGUAAGCACUGUGAAACGAAGGUGUCAUGUCAAAGAUAAAUAUCUAUGAGGGUAAAGCAUGCGUGUUUAUUUGUACGUUUCAUUUGCUUCUGUCCUGAUGUGAUCUGAUAACAAGUUUGGUACAAGUCCCAACAAGAAAAGAGUUAGUGCAAAUCUACUGAAAGCUACGCUUCGCUGGUUGCAUCAGAAUGGCACUUUUCUCUUUCCUACCCUUUCAUUUCAUAGCUUCAACAUGUGUAUGACAGACCAGGUUUAAUCUUUUUUAAAUACUUAUGUAAUUUGCAAAAAUGCCAACUCGCCAGCGACAAAACAACAACUCCACGACAUUUGAAAAUGUCGAGUACACAAAGCCUGAGCUUCCUCAUAUUGUCUAUAAAAUUGGAAUUUAUGGAUGGCGAAAGAGAUGCUUGUAUUUUCUCAUCUUGCUCAUAUUAAUCAUCGCUAUCAUCAAUUUGGCUUUAACUAUUUGGAUCAUUAGAGUUCAAGAUUUUGGAUUGCAUGGUAUGGGCAAGCUUCAUAUAACAAGUAAUGGCUUGAGAAUGGACGGCACAGCAGAGUUCAUGUCUGUGUUACGUGCGAAGACAAUUAUGAGCAGAACUAAUUCUCCAAUUCGAGUGAAUUCGCGGAAAAAUAUAUCCCUUAGUGCAGUGGAUGCAUUUAACAAUGUUGUCGGUCAAAUCACAUUGGACAGUGAUCACGUGAUAUUGAAAAAUAAAAAGCUGUACAUUCAAGAUGGCGCAGGACGUACGCUACUUUUUGCUGAUGACAAGAAAAUUAAAAUGAACAUUGAACAUAUGGACAUUUCAGUACCUGGAGGCUUAAACCUGGAAAGUUCAAUUCAAACACCUUUGGUGCAAGCCAGCGAUUCAAAAGACCUCCGAUUGGAAUCACUAACGAAUAAGUUGAAAGUCAACGCUGCAAAAGGCGUCGAAAUUAAAUCGAACGCACAUGACGUCAAAUUGGAGAGUUUAAUGGAUACCAAGUUAACUUCUAAGAAGGGAAAGAUUCUGUUGGAUGCAAAAAAGAUUAUUUUAAAAAAUCUGCGAAAGUCUCAGGUGCCUGGUAAAUCAGAAAAUGGUGACGUUGUCCAUGGAGGGACAGCUGAAGUAUGUAUGUGUACUGACGGGACCUUAUUUCUUGCACCACCUGAUGUAAAACGCCCUUGUAAAAUAACAAGCGGCGUAUGUCUAACAUAGUAAAAACGUCAAUUUAUUUAUUUAUUUAUUCUAAAAAUUCAGAACUUUCUUUUAUAAAAAGUCUUGUUUAAUUUCUUUUUGUUUUGCUUAAUUCUUUUUUUCCAAUUUCUUCCAACCGUUUUUUUUUCGUCAAAAAUUUAUUUGGAUUUUUAUCAUGCUUUACUUUUAAAUUACUAUCAGCCUCGUUCCCUGUCAAAGUUCUGGGAACGAGGUUGAAUUAUAUUGCUUAACGAAAAAGGUGUAAAUAUUAUUGUAAUGUUUUUUUAUAAAGAAAAUAUCAGAAAUUACAUCA